Molecule: messenger RNA, 1912 nt
Organism: Schistosoma rodhaini
Lineage: Eukaryota; Metazoa; Platyhelminthes; Trematoda; Strigeidida; Schistosomatidae
Source: the annotation of a GenBank genome assembly
UUUGUUCUUUGACAUCCGGAAAAUUAAAAUCUGUAGUACAAUUAACUCACCACAUUCCUCCAUAUUGAAAAACAAUUAACAAUUAGACCCAGCUCACGUGAGUCAAAAUAGAAAAUCCAAAGUUAGUAGAAAGAAGUGAUCUCAAGUCGUUUCAAACUACUGCAACUCGAACGAAACUACAUGCUCAAUAAAGCAAAACGCCGAACGAAACAUGGCAUUCAUAUUCCCAGACACUAAUGCAGGCAAUGCUCACAUUCCUCUAUUAGCUCACAGAGCUGAUUUGUUGCCAGGGUAAAUUGUUGGAAGGAUGUUAUAUCCUCCAAGUUCUUUAAUCAUAAAUUGUUUUCGAGAAGCAGUAAGUGCUUGAGGCGCUAUUGUUAACAUUGUACGUUACUGUGUGACGUUAGUAGGUGUUCACUUCUGUUUGUUCCAUUGGUAAGAUCUUUUCACUACUUUGUUUCUAAUUUAAAUGACUUGGACUCGUUCUGAAGUGCAGUAUGGAAUAUUACAAAAAAUAUGUUUACACGCUAUUAAAUACGGACCAAUUCCAAAACAUGUUGCUUUUAUUAUGGAUGGAAAUAGACGUUUUGCUGAUAGUAAAAUGUUAAAAAAAUCUGAUGGUCAUUUACAUGGUUUUACAAAACUCUCUGAGACUUUACAAUGGUGUCGUGAUAUUGGCAUUGAAGAAGUAUCAAUGUUUACUUUUAGUAUAGACAAUUUCAAUAGAUCUCAUGAAGAAGUUUCAUUUUUAAUGAAUUUAGCUGAAGAAAAAUUGCAAGAGUUACUAGAUAAUAAAGAUGAAUUAAAAGCAGAUGAUAUAUGUAUUCGUGUUAUUGGAAAUUUAGCAUUAUUACCAGCAAAAGUUCAAAGUUUGGCUGCACAAUUAAUGCUUGUUACUAGAAAUCAUUCAAAAUCAAUAUUAAACAUAUGUAUGGCAUAUAAUAGUCGAAAUGACAUUACGAAUGCAAUGGAAAUUGUACGUUUAGGUGUGAAGGAAGGAAAAAUUAUACCUAGUGAUAUUACACGAGAGUUAUUAUCAAAAUGCUUAUAUACACGUUUAUCAAAACCAUUGGAUUUAUUAAUUCGUACUUCUGGUGAAAUACGUUUAAGUGAUUUUUUAACUUGGCAAGUAUCAGAAAAUGAUACAAUUUAUAAAUUUAUUAAUAAUUAUUGGCCAGAAUUUUCAUGGUGGGAUUUUCUCUCGUCUAUUAUACAUUAUCAAAUGUCAUAUCUACAAUUAUCACCAUUAAUUAAUUUUAAACGAAUGAAUAACCAUGAUAAUAAUGGUUUAGUAUUGAAUAUGAUUAAUUCUAAAGAAAAUGAAGCACAUAAACAACGUAUUAAUUCAUUUUUAAAUUAUUUAGAUCAAACAUUUUGGCAAAAUAUGAAUAUUUUAGCUACUUAAUUUCUUUUCCUAUCUCUCCCUUACUCUCUCUCUCUCUAUGUGUGUGUGUUACUUACUUACGCCUGUAACCCCUCGUGGAGAAGCAAAGGCUAACCACCAGCAUUCUCCAUCCAACUCUGUCCUGGGCAAUCCUUUCCAGUUGUGAUUCAUCCUUUUUAUAUCUGUUUCUAUUUCCCGAUGUAAUGUGUUCUUUGGCUUUCCUCUUUUCCGAUUCCCUUCCAGAUUCAAAGUUAGGGAUUGCCUCGUGUCUCUAUGUGUGUGUUUGUGUGUGUACAAUUCUUUAUAGUAGAACAAACUUAUGAUUUCACUUGAUUAUAAAUGUACAAAUCAUUUUAUACUUAUUUACAAUGUAUGUAUUUAAAAAAAAGAAGAAGCAAUAUCAGGAUACAACUUUUCUUCUUAUUGCUUUUUAUCAUCAAAUGUGUUAUGUAAUCAAACAAUUUAAUUUUCAGAAGGGGCUUUUGUAGAGAUUUAAUAUUUUCCUAGUUGAAAGCGUGAGUCAAUUGA